Molecule: messenger RNA, 3207 nt
Organism: Aspergillus mulundensis
Lineage: Eukaryota; Fungi; Ascomycota; Eurotiomycetes; Eurotiales; Aspergillaceae
Product: mannose-ethanolamine phosphotransferase GPI13
Exons: 2
Coding region: 1-3207 (1068 amino acids)
Biological process (GO): GPI anchor biosynthetic process
Cellular component (GO): endoplasmic reticulum membrane
Molecular function (GO): mannose-ethanolamine phosphotransferase activity
Source: RefSeq, a predicted model, not a curated record
AUGAGUUCGCGCAACGAAAGUCUGAGCGCGAAUAACCUCAAUAAGUCUCAGCCACCAUUGAACCUGUCAUCGCGGGCUUCCGACCCUCUGAAAGCGCAGAGCCCAAAGAUGCUGCCCGGGUUACAAUCUCGCGGGACAAAUACGAGCAAGAAGGAUGAUCAUGCGAAGGAACUGGAGCAGGAAUUCAAAUAUAAGCAUCUGAGCCUGCUCGGUGUGUUCGUAUGGAUAUUGUUCUUACAUGUUGUUGGUAUCUUCUUCUUCACCAAAGGCUUCCUCCUCACUCGCAUGGUCCUGGAAAAUAAGUCGACCUGUGACGCCCUUCCGUUUGAUGACUCGCCCUCGUCUUUGCUGGAGCAGUCGCACCGUGAUGAGUGCUGGCACCCAAAGUCAUUCGACAAGGCCAUUGUUAUUGUAAUCGAUGCUUUGCGCUACGAUUUUACCGUCCCAUUUGCGCCUAAGGCUGAAUCAGAAAGUGCUCAGCUCUUCCAUGACAACAUACGAGUGCUGUACGAGACCGCCGUCAACACCCCGCAAAACGCUUUCCUUCUUCCCUUCAUCGCAGACCCACCGACCACUACAUUGCAGCGACUGAAGGGUCUGACCACAGGCACUCUGCCUACGUUUGUUGAUGCCGGGUCAAACUUCGCCGGUACUGCAAUUGACGAGGACAACCUCGUUGCCCAGCUUCACGCGGCAGGAAAGAGCAUUGUCCAGCUUGGUGAUGAUACCUGGCAAGCUCUUUUCCCAGGUUAUUUCAACGACAAUUUGACUCGGCCGUUCGAUUCAUUCAAUGUGUGGGACUUGCACACUGUUGACAACGGGGUGAACGAACAUCUAUUUCCUCUCCUAGAGCCUCAAAACCAGACAAAGUGGGAUGUGAUAUUCGGGCACUACCUUGGAGUCGAUCACGCCGGUCAUCGAUACGGCCCAAACCAUCCUGCCAUGGCAGCAAAAUUGAGCCAGAUGGACCAGGUUAUUCGGGAGCUCAUUGCUAAAAUCGACGACAGUACGCUGCUCGUUGUGAUGGGUGACCAUGGCAUGGACUCGAAAGGUGACCACGGCGGCGAAUCAGAUGAUGAGGUUGAUGCUGCAUUAUGGAUGUAUUCCAAGAAGGGAGUCUUUGGCCGUACCAGCCAGGAAACGAUUAUGCCACCCAAGUACGCUCGUGAGAGAUUUGUCCCGCAGAUUGACCUCGUCCCAACUCUCUCGUUGCUUCUCGGACUUCCCAUUCCUUUCAACAACCUUGGCUCGCCUAUCGAGGAAGCUUUCAUUGGUACCAGUGGGAAAGAUUGGAGAAACUUGGUCACUGUCAAUCGCCUGGCUUCCGCGCAGGUCAAGCGAUACCAGCAAGCUUAUGCCAAAACCCACGGUUCAGACGACGGCGAGGACUUUGAAUCAAUAGGGUAUUGGGAAACUGCUGAAAAGAGCUGGCAAGCCCAGAAUGGUAGACCCAGCUCGAAGAAUGCGAUCCCGAUCAAUGAAGCCUACAAGCAAUAUCAACGGCAUACCCUCCAGAUCUGCCGCGGAUUAUGGGCGAGCUUUGAUGUACCAAGCAUGCUGCAAGGAAUCGGAGUGCUCCUUGCUGGCAUCAUUCUGCUGACUUUCUAUGCUCGCGGAGUGCAGUCUGACCGCACGGAGCUCACUGGGCCCUUCCUCUCGCGUGUUGGACUAGGAUUCGUACUGGGUGGUACGUCUGGCACCUUGUUUGCGGUCCUGAAGAUGACCGAAAUGAAAGUAUCCGAGUCAUCAGCUCUACUAGCCGCCAUCGGCAGCAUCUUCGGCGCUUCGACCGCAAUCUUCGGUUGUUCUCAGCGCUUGUCGCUGCCGCUACCCAACUCGCUUUUUGGGUGGCUUGCCGUUGUUUUCACUGUUAGUCAGUCUAUUGGGUUCGCAUCCAAUUCAUACACGAUAUGGGAGGAUGAGAUUCUUCUAUUCUUCCUCUCCACGUUCGGAGUCAUUGCUGGUAUCUCUUCCAUGCGGCAACAGUCGACCACAGACCGGGUGCUCGGGGUAUAUCAUUCAAUCGUCUUCGUCCUCCUGGGAAGGGUAGCAUCUCUGUCUCGCCUUUGCCGAGAGGAGCAAAUGCCUUUCUGCCGCUCGACUUAUUAUGCUUCUAGCACAUCCUCCACCUCCGCUCCGUGGCAGCUGGCUAUCCCUUUCCUUGUGAUGCUUAUCCUGCCAACAGUCAUCAAGGGCUUCUAUGCCGGGUCAAAGUCAUAUGAAGGAGCAGCCAGCCUGUGGAUCGGCAUCGGUUUUCGCCUUGGCUUGUUUGUCACCUCAGUCUUCUGGGUGCUAGAGGAAAUCGACGGCAAAGAGUGGCUGCCCCUCAGUGAUGAAACCCUGAAGACAAUUAGAGUAUUUCUUGCCCAGCUUGUCCUAGGGCUUGCCUUCGCCGCCGGCACAACAGCAUUCAUCUACUCCAAACCCUGUGUCAGCAUUAGCGUCGCACAAACUAAUGCAGAGCCCGAACCCAAGCGUCCAUCCCCUGGCGAACAACAACUCCCACGGACAACGGUGACAAUCCUCGGCUUCGGCAACAUCCAUGGCACCCGCUUCUUCUUCCUCGCGAUCAACUUCUGCCUAGCCAUCACCCUGAUGCAGAAACCAAUGGGCCAAGGCGCCAUGGGCCUCCUCCUUUGGCAGAUCCUCUCCCUCCUAGAAAUUCUCGACACAAACGCCCUCGUCACUAGCAACUCCUCCAUCGGACCCACAGUCCUCGGCCUCCUCGGCUCCUUCUAUUAUUUCAAGACCGGCCACCAGGCCACCAUAAGCAGCAUCCAGUGGGAAACCGCCUUCAUCCCCCUCACAACCGUCAAGUACCCCUGGUCCCCACUCAUCGUCAUCCUCAACACCUUUGGCGCGCAGAUCCUUGCCGCCAUCGCCGUCCCGCUCACCGUUAUGUGGAAACGGCCUCUCCAGCUCACCGACAAGACCUCCUCCUCCGCCCCCCAGAAACCAGCUCUCAAGCUCCUGUCCGACGUUGCUCAGGCUUCCGCUACGUAUAUCCUUUACUUUGCGACUAUCAAUCUCGCUACGACAAUGUGGGCCGGCCACCUCCGCCGCCACCUUAUGCUCUACCGCAUCUUCAGCCCGCGGUUCAUGUUUGGCGCGCUCGCCUUAGGGGUCGUUGAUGUCGUCCUGAUUGUGUUUUCUAUUGCCGGCGUGCGGUGGAGUACACUCAGUGUGGGGGAGAUUUUCGGCUGGUAA